AUGGUGUCCUCCUCGCCUCCAUUUUUUCACGCUUCCGCGGAGGACGACCAGUGCGUUGGAUUCCUGGAAAACUGCGAAAAGAAUUGCGGGGAAGGGAAACUCAACGAGAAUAAAUCUCUGUGUAAGACGUGGCAAGGCGGCGUGUACAAGUCGUGCGUGUGCGACGGCGCCGGGUUUGAUUUCGAAAGCAGCGAAGAAAUGGUUCAAGAAGAAGGCGACGAUGCGCGAACGAUGAUGGCCUCGUCAUCCUACGCGGAAGAAGGAAGCACCGAAGAGGCAAAGGGAGAAGGAAAAGAGGGAGAAGAAGGAGCGAUGCCAGAAAUGAUUGCGUGCGAAGGUCCAGCCGGGAACGGAAUGACGACGAAUGCGAAUGAAAAUUUGGAUAUUUCUAUUCCGGGUAUGAUGAUGCGCUCUUUCUUUGGAGAUGGGAUGGAUGAUUCCACUUUCUCCUCCUCUUCGUCAUUGUUUGGUCAAGACGAGACUUCAGACGCUUCUUUCCUCGGUUCGGCGCGUCAAAACUAUCUCUCGCAGCAACCGACUUACUUUUCCAGCCGCGUCUUUCGAGUCCCUUUGAUUUCUUUCGUUGAAGAAGAAGACGGUAACAGCGAUAUCAUCAAUGAUAACGUUGGAUUUGAAACCUUAUCGUCGCCUGGCGAAGGCGACAGGUAUUCACGCUCGCAACCUUUCGUCUUCUUCUCCUCUUCCUCCUCCUCUUCAAACGAUGAUGGUAUGGACGCCGACGUAGCACUUAUGAAGGAUUUCCAAACCGUCGUGGAUGGAUUCUUUGGUAGUUUAGAGGACGGAAGCAGCAGCAGACUUGGUGAAAAGCCAAAGCCGCCGCCGACGACGGUGCAAUACAGACGUUACCGGGAACGCAAAAUGCGACGCGAGCGCGUGUUGACGUGCUUUAUCUCCGUAUCCUUGAUUUCGUUGGUGUUAUUUUCCAUUUAUGUCGCAGUUACUCGAAUUUUCGCGGACGACGACGACGAAGAGGACAUGUAUCGUGAGUUGUGUGAUGACUCUAAAACUGAGCCACUUUUAUGUCUCGAUGCUGAGGUUGUUGAAAAUGGCGACGCGGGCGUCGUGGAACACUCGAAGGUAUACGCGGUGAAUUCGAGAUGGAAAAGCGCCGCGAGAGUUUAA
Molecule: messenger RNA, 1143 nt
Organism: Bathycoccus prasinos
Lineage: Eukaryota; Viridiplantae; Chlorophyta; Mamiellophyceae; Mamiellales; Bathycoccaceae
Exons: 2
Coding region: 1-1143 (380 amino acids)
Source: RefSeq, a predicted model, not a curated record